ACGGCGUAGCUCAUGGAUUCUGCCUUCUUCCUAAAGGGGCAGUUGCGUCACUUCAUCGUUCCGACCGCCGGCACCAUUGUUAUUUUACGGAGCAUCCGCCCGCCCUUCCGAAAUCCGUAUCUUUAUCCUAAUUCCCUUCUCCUUUCGGCGCCUCAAGGCGAAGCAACGAAGCCAACCGCCAGACAGCAACGGCCAUUGGUCCAUCUCGAAUCGAUUCCACUGCAUGCCCCCUUCCUCUUCUUCUCCUAGAAAGCCCGCAUCUUCCCGUGAAAUCCCUGCUCGGGUCGCCGUCUCCGGACUGGGUGGUGUCGUGGAGUUUGGGUGAUGGGGUCGUGGAUUUCGAGCAUCGUGCGGCCGGAAGAGGAGGCCGGCGGGCUCGGAGACCUGCCGGAGAGCUGCGUCGCGGAGGUGCUGCUCUACCUCGACCCUCUGGAGAUAUGCCGUGCGGCGCGUCUCAGCCGCGCAUUCCGCGGGGCGGCGUCGGCGGACUUCGUGUGGGAGACGAAGCUGCCGAAGAACUACGAGUAUUUGAUGGGAUUGGCCUCGGGCGAGAGGCGCCCGGGGAAAGAGACGAGUCUCUGCAAGAAGGAGAUCUAUGCGCGUCUUUGCCGGCCGAACCCCUUCGACGGAGGCACCAAGGAAUUCUGGCUGGAGAAGAGUAGUGGUGGAAUUUGCUUGUCCAUUUCCUCAAAGGCAUUGCUAAUCACAGGAAUCGAUGACAGGAGAUACUGGAAAUACCUCCCUACCGAUGAAUCUAGGUUUGGCAUGGUCGCAUAUCUUCAGCAAGUGUGGUGGUUUGAGGUAAAUGGAGGAAUCGAUUUCUGCUUCCCAGCCGGUACCUACAGCCUAUUCGUCCGACUCCACCUGGGUCGAGCUUCCAAGCGUUUUGGUCAUCGGAUUUGUAGCUCCGAGCACGUCCAUGGGUGGGACAGGAAACCAGUGCAGUUCCAGCUCUCAACAUCGAACGGACACCGGAUUCUGUCCCAGUGCUACUUAAACAAACCGGGGAGUUGGAUUCUUUACCAUGCAGGAGAUUUUGUGGUAGACAAUUGCAAUGCGCCAACCACAUUGAGGUUUUCGAUGACACAAAUCGAUUGCACGCACACGAAAGGUGGCCUUUGCGUCGACUCUGUUUUGAUAUAUCCCAAGGGUUUUAGACAGAGAAAGGUGUCUAGCACCAGCAUGUAACAUUGUAGUAUUAAUGGCUAUCCCAAUUGGAAUGAGAUGUAUAUAAACUCUUUUUGUUCCCAUCAAUUUUGAGUAUGGAAUUGAAGA
Messenger RNA from Musa acuminata subsp. malaccensis (wild Malaysian banana), 1275 nucleotides. Its product is annotated as F-box protein PP2-A13. Gene Ontology annotation, molecular function: protein binding. The record is from RefSeq and is a predicted model, not a curated record. Lineage: Eukaryota; Viridiplantae; Streptophyta; Magnoliopsida; Zingiberales; Musaceae.